Molecule: messenger RNA, 846 nt
Organism: Procambarus clarkii (red swamp crayfish)
Lineage: Eukaryota; Metazoa; Arthropoda; Malacostraca; Decapoda; Cambaridae
Source: RefSeq, a predicted model, not a curated record
AUGUCAAACAUGGGCGUGGAGCAGGCGUUUAGCGUGGGCGUGAAGCAGGUGUCUAGCGUGGGCGUGGAGCAGAUGUCUAACCGUGGGUGUGAUCAUAUAAUCACAAUAACAAGCGGAGUGAGGCCCAUCAUAGUCAACGGUGCCCGCUAUGGUCGCCGCUAUGGUCGCCGCUAUGGUCGCCGCUAUGGUCGCCGCUAUGGUCGCCGCUAUGGUCGCCGCUAUGGUCGCCGCUAUGGUCGCCGCUAUGGUCGCCGCUAUGGUCGCCGCUAUGGUCGCCGCUAUGAUCGCCGCUAUGGUCGCCGCUAUGGUCGCCGCUAUGGUCGCCGCUAUGGUCGCCGCUAUGAUCGCCGCUAUGGUCGCCGCUAUGGUCGCCGCUAUGGUCGCCGCUAUGGUCGCCGCUAUGGUCGCCGCUAUGGUCGCCGCUAUGGUCGCCGCUAUGGUCGCCGCUAUGGUCGCCGCUAUGGUCGCCGCUAUGGUCGCCGCUAUGGUCGCCGCUAUGGUCGCCGCUAUGGUCGCCGCUAUGAUCGCCGCUAUGGUCGCCGCUAUGGUCGCCGCUAUGGUCGCCGCUAUGGUCGCCGCUAUGGUCGCCGCUAUGGUCGCCGCUAUGGUCGCUGCUAUGGUCGCCGCUAUGGUCGCCGCUAUGGUCGCCGCUAUGGUCGCCGCUAUGGUCGCCGCUAUGGUCGCCGCUAUGGUCGCCGCUAUGGUCGCCGCUAUGGUCGCCGCUAUGGUCGCCGCUAUGGUCGCCGCUAUGAUCGCCGCUAUGGUCGCCGCUAUGGUCGCCGCUAUGGUCGCCGCUAUGGUCGCCGCUAUGGUCGCUGGAAGCGGGGUAAAAAACAAACUCUAUAA